Molecule: messenger RNA, 3928 nt
Organism: Diaporthe batatas
Lineage: Eukaryota; Fungi; Ascomycota; Sordariomycetes; Diaporthales; Diaporthaceae
Product: tRNA modification protein MTO1
Exons: 2
Coding region: 301-2415 (704 amino acids)
Biological process (GO): tRNA wobble uridine modification; tRNA methylation
Cellular component (GO): cytosol
Molecular function (GO): flavin adenine dinucleotide binding
Source: RefSeq, a predicted model, not a curated record
GUCACAUUUUGACCCCUGGUCUGUUUUGAUUCUUAUUUCGCCUCACCUGUGUCAAGGGAUUCAGCUCGCUUGGCACUCACCGCGCGCGAUCUGCCAGCUGGGGUUACGGAGCGUCAGUCGUUCAUGUGGUACGGGGUAAGCCAAGCCUAUCUGAUAAGGUAGUGAUAAGAUAUGGAUAAGAUAAGAUAAAGAUUUUGGCGAUAAGCUUUUUCGGCUUCACGUCGAUGGCGAAACGUGCGAACAAGCCGCACUACGAACAGACAUACUCGUGCUCGAGUCAAUGUUGGCCUUGAUUUCACAAUGAUCAAGGCAUGGCAGCCUCGAGGACUGAGUAGGCCUCAACGGCUGCUCAGGGCUCCAACGGCCCCAGCAACACAUCUACGUCUGCUGGGGCGACAGAGAAGCUUUGCCACAGUCUCGCAGGACUCAAGGCCUUUCGAUGUUGUGGUGAUAGGUGGCGGUCACGCCGGGUCCGAAGCAUGCGCCGCUGCCGCCCGUUCCGGCGCGCGCACCGCCCUUGUCACCCCCAAGAUCGACAACCUGGGCGUGUGCAGCUGCAACCCCUCCUUCGGCGGCAUUGGGAAGGGUAUAAUCCUACGGGAGAUUGAUGCAUUAGAUGGGUUGGCCGGCCGAAUCAUCGACAAGGCGGGCGUGCAGUUCAAGGUGCUCAACCGGAAGAAGGGUCCUGCUGUUUGGGGUCCCCGCGCGCAAAUCGACAGAGACCUGUACAAGAAACACAUGCGGGAGGAGCUCGUCAACUAUCCUGGCCUGAGCGUGGUGUUGGGCAGCGUCUCAGAUAUCGUAGUCGGGCAGGUUCAGGACACCGACGGACACGCCAGUGGCACCAAGAGCAAGAUCACGGGAGUCAGACUCGAGUCAGGCGAGGUUCUUCCUACGAAUAACGUCAUCAUCACCACGGGGACUUUCCUUGGUGGGGAGAUACACAUCGGCCUCGAGGCAUACCCCUCAGGGCGCAUGGGAGAGGCAGCCACCUUUGGCCUGAGCAAGUCUUUACGCGAGGCAGGGUUCCAGCUCGGGCGGUUGAAGACCGGCACACCGCCCAGGCUCGACAGCAAGACCAUAAACUACUCUGCCCUUGAACCGCAGCAGGGCGACGAACCGCCCAUGCCCUUCAGCUAUCUCAACGACGUGGUCUCUGUCCAAGACCAGCUGCUCUGCCACGCAACCUACACCAACGGCGCGACACACGACGUUGUCCGCGCAAACCUUGACAAGACAAUACACAUCCGGGAGACGGUCAAGGGACCCAGAUACUGCCCCUCUCUUGAGGCCAAGAUCGUCCGAUUUGGCCACAAGGAUAGGCAUAUCGUCUGGCUCGAGCCCGAGGGUUUUAACACGGACGUUGUAUACCCCAAUGGACUAUCCAUGACGGUCCCCGCUGAGGCACAGGAGCAGCUGCUGCGCACCAUUGUGGGGCUUGAGAACGUCACGAUGCUGCAGCCCGGCUACGGCGUCGAGUACGACUAUGUGGACCCGCGCAGCCUGCGGUCGACGCUCGAGACCAAGGUCAUCAAGGGCCUGUGGCUCGCAGGCCAGAUCAACGGAACGACGGGGUAUGAAGAGGCAGCCGGGCAGGGUAUCAUCGCCGGCAUCAACGCAGGCCGAGCAUCGCAGGGACUCGAGCCCGUGAGCCUUACCCGCAGCGACGGUUACAUCGGCAUCAUGAUCGACGACCUGGUGACCAAGGGUGUAUCCGAGCCAUACCGCAUGUUCACAAGCCGCAGCGAGUACCGGCUCUCGACGCGCGCAGACAAUGGCGACACGCGGCUGACCGCCAAGGGCCGGCAGUGGGGUGUGGUCUCGGACAGGCGGUGGUCCGCACACACGGACGAGCAAGCGGCCAUGGCGGACCUGACCAAGAUCCUGCAGGGCCACAGCCUGCCCUCGCAGGCGUGGCUGCGCAGCGGCUUCCGCGUGAAAGAGGACACGGUGCGGCGAGACGGCACGGACAUCCUGCGGCUGGCCGGGGUGACGGUGGAGACGUUCGCGGAGCGCGGCGUCAUCCCCGAGGUGAUGGGGUUCCCCGCCCGGAUCCGCAGCAGGGUCGCCAUCGAGGCGGCCUACGCGCCCUACGUCGCCAGCCAGCUGCGCAGCCGCGACAAGCUCGAGCGCGACGCGGAGCUGCGCCUCCCCGUCGACCUCGACUAUGACGCCAUCUUCGGCCUGAGCCUGGUCGAGAAGCAGAUCCUGAGGGCCACGCGGCCCGAGAGCCUCGCGCAGGCCAGGAGGCUGGAGGGCAUCACCCCCGCGGGCUGCAUCCGGCUGCUGGCGCACGUCCAGCGGGGUGCCGCGAACCCGGCCGUUGAGGCUCUCACCACCGAGUUGGAGCCCCUGGCCGCCCCCGGGGAGGACCAGGAGACAAUGGACGCGAAGGCGAGGGUGGCUGAGCUAUAAUGAGGAUGACAGCCACCCCCAGCCCCAGCCCCCACUCCGCCAAAACAAAACAAAACAAAAAAGAGCAUCCGUUUAAAGAUGCUGGAAUGAUACGCAUGCAACAGUACUGCCAGUGCACCGGAAUGGAACAGUUACAAUCGGAAGACCCGAAUCCCGACGGCAUGUUACGCGCAGCACGGCCUCCAGGGCCCGGACUGUUGAUAGAGUGUACAAAAAGUGUACAUACAUCCAAAGACCUAGACUGGGACGGCGUCAAGGACGAGCGCCAGGGAGACGAGAGCCCACGGCCCACGGCCCACGGCCCACAGACGGUCAGCCUAGGGGCGAGAGACGGAAGAGACAAUGUCUCGGGCCAGGGUAGAGCUAGACGACUCCCGUGGGCAGGUCUGAUAGCUGUCAAGGCCACGUUAAGAGGAGGCCGGUCGUACGAACAUGGCUAGAGUUGCCUAGCUCGUACGCUGAUUAUCAUGUCUCAUAACCUGUAAUACCUCCUUCGCGUUAUACGUCUGUGCAUACAUGUAGCACAGCGACUAUGGGAUUCGUCUAUUUAGCGGACGCAACGGCCAGCUUUGUACAGAAGAGGAACAGUGGCGCUCACGCCCAAGGCAGACAGGGCCAUACCCAAUAUCAUAGUCCCCUAUCGGCAGAUUUGUAUGAGAAGGUUUAAGCCAUGAACCCGGGAUCUUGGAAACAAUCAGAUGGCUGAAAUUCUAUAUAUACAAGAAGAUUAGGUUAGGUUUCUUGGGGGCCGUUGAAUAACCUACACACGACACACACACCCCGCGCAUCCAAUGCCUUUGAUAUUUUACACUCUGUAUGCAUAGGUUGUUGAUAUAAUCACGGAAGGAGGCCAUACUCCACGGAGCAGAUCGUCACGAGUGAGACACACGUACAAGAAGGCCUGGCUGAUCUUCGGAUCGACAUCGAGGACCGACUACCUAAGUACCGGGCCCGCUGUCCGCGCGGCCCCACCUGCCGGGCUUACACCACCUGUCCACCACCCUUGCCCAAACCUAGCAGGCCGCGCCCUUGGGUGUUUGGUGUUUCGCCGGACUAUUGCAAGAGCCAGCCCUAGUGAUUCCAUGCGGACAUUAUACCAGCGUCUCACCGGUCGCAAGGGUCGUGGCGUCCUACGCGAGGGACAGGAUCAAACAGAGGGAGAGAGCGCGCGCUCAGGCGUACCAUAGAUGUGCCGCCGACUCUAGCCCUAGCCUCUGUUCACCGACGGACGGGGCACCGCUCCGGGGAUGAAGCCAGAAAUCCCCCGAGGCCCCCCUCGCCGAUCAUUCUCGCGUAUCGAAAGAUUUUCGUCUGGGGUCGUGAAAUUUGGUAGCGAGUGGCAUGCAAGGGUAAAGUGGCCACGGACGGACAUAUAUUGGGGGACUAUACAAUAUCGGAACACCGCCAUCAGUCUACUAUAGGCGAGCCCGAGCGCAGGGAGGCUAGCCCAACCAGGCCUGACGGGAACGUGCCGCUAGCAUCGCAUUGAGAGCUACCGCCUCUGUGGUCAUGU